AGCAGUACUCUACCUAGAUCAUUGACGGACAGUCUGUUCUCCGAGUCAGUGGCCGCGAAGCUGUGGUAUGUGGCGAGUCAGGCUUUGGGAAAGGCAAAACCACCCACCUUCUACCCAGAAUAUACCGGUCGAGAUGGUGGGAGGUAUGUUUAUCGAGAUCUGAGUUUCUGGACUUCGGGAUUCUUCCCCGGAUCUCUGUACCUGCUACUCGAGCGGCAAAUAAAAUACGACCACCGCCAUGACGGCGGGAGAACCCCCGGUCCCCACCAUCUGCAACUCGAACAUCUGUGCCAAUGGUGGACUACCAAUCUGCACCAAAACGCCCUGCUGAGCACGACGCAUGAUCUGGGGUUCAUGAUUGCCCCGUGGGCAAUCAAGGCCUGGGAGCUUCAGCACGACGCGCGCGCCUUCAGUACUCUCGUUCUCGCCGCCCACACGGUGGCGCGGCGGUUCUGUCCCCGAGUCCAGGCGAUCCGGAGCUGGGACACGUGCAUCACCAAACGUUAUGCCUUCGAGAAUCCGUCGGAGGACUUUCUAGUCAUCAUCGACAACAUGCUCAACCUGGAUAUGCUCUUCUGGGUUGCGAAAGCGACAAACGACCACCGUCUAUUCGACAUCGCGGUCGCUCAUGCCCGCACCACCCAACAGCAUCACAUCCGGCCCGAUAAUUCCUCCUACCAUGUGGUAAACUUCGACGAUAUGGCCGCACAGCCAAAACAGAAAUUCACCAACCAAGGAUUCAAUGACGAGAGCUGCUGGUCUCGCGGCCAAGCAUGGGGGAUCCUGGGAUUUGCGCAGACCUUUUUCUGGACACGGGAUCCAUCCUUCUUGGCGACGGCGCAGGCGCUCGCGGAUUAUUUCAUCGAGCAUCUGCCGCCCGACGGGGUUCCGUACUGGGACUUUCAUGCUCCCGUCACGGCUGAAACGCCCUGGGAUACUUCGGCCGCCAUGAUCGCCUCGUGCGGUAUGCUCUUACUCUACAAAGCUUUCCGGAUACAGGGCAAGGAGGAAGUUGCGGAUCGUUACUUAGGAGCUGUCAAGCAGAUUGUCCAAGGCACGCUCGCCUUGUGCCUGAACCCCCCGACGUUUCGCUUUGCCGUCUCACUCUCGGAAAAGCAGCUUGAGACGUAUGAGGAUGGAGCGCCAUCCGGGCACCAGCCAAAGCAAGAAUCUGGCUUCUUGGUGGUUGAUGACGGGACAGAGACGGGGGAGGCCCAUCAUCCGCCGAAAGAGACGAUUCUUGACGGUGCGACAAUCAACAACUAUGAGUUUGCGCCGCGACGAUGGGCAAAUCACGGAUUGGUCUAUGCGGACUACUACUUCAUGCUUUUGGGAAAUAUGUUACUGGAACUGGACUUGGUCAAGCCUGGGUCUUAG
Molecule: messenger RNA, 1377 nt
Organism: Aspergillus aculeatus ATCC 16872
Lineage: Eukaryota; Fungi; Ascomycota; Eurotiomycetes; Eurotiales; Aspergillaceae
Product: glycoside hydrolase family 88 protein
Exons: 2
Biological process (GO): polysaccharide catabolic process
Molecular function (GO): chondroitin hydrolase activity
Source: RefSeq, a predicted model, not a curated record